CUUCUUUACACUUUGCCAGCCACAACAUCUGUUGUUGUAGGCUGGUAAAUACAUGUGAUUCAAGUGGCUAUCCUAUUCUGCGGCGAACAAUUCCCAAAGUGCAUCACAUCACCAGCGCAGCUUUGAGGUGGCCGAUGAUAUCUCAAAUCACUUAAACGUCUUGCAAUAAUGUCGUCCUACUACAACCCGGCCUGUUACCUGCCUCAGUCGUGGUCAUCCUAUGUCCCCAAUGCGCUCUCCUGCCCACCCCCUCCGUCGUUAGCCUCGACCAUCUACAACUAUGCGACAUCACCAUUCACAUCGACAUACACGACGCUGCGCACCAUGGCCGACGCGCUCGUGGGGCUGCCGGCGCUGUCGUUCCUCCUCAUCCCGACCAUGACAUCGUACUCGACGUCGCUGAAUUUACUUUUCUUCUACCUGACGUGGUCGACACUGGUGCUAUCUCAUCCACCGCUGCGCGUCGAGCUAGUCGCAACUCUGGCCGUCAGGACAUUAUUCUAUAUCCUACCAUCGACGUUCUUUCUACUGUUUGAUGCCCUACUCCCAUCUGCGGCAGAAAACCUCAAGGCGCUGGGCGAUUCCGCGCUGCUGUUCAAAAACGCCAGCCGCGCCCAAACUUUCCGCACAUUGCGCGUGGUGGGCUGGUCGAUCUUCAACGUCCUCAUGGGCGUGGCGAUCCAAGCGGCCGUUGAGGUCCUGUUCACUCGUGUGCUUCUGAUCCGGUCAGCACUCCGCGUCACGACUACGCUGCCAUUACCGUUCGGGAUUCUCAAGGACCUGGCGCGGGGGUACCUGGUGCGCGAAGUUGUGGCGUACAUACUUCAUCGCUAUGUCUUGCACGGGUGGUCCAAAACUCCGACCCUCGCCCGCGCUCACCAGCAGUGGUAUCAUUCGCUACCGGCCCCGUUCCCCCUGGCAGCUAGCUACGACCACCCUGUCGCAUAUCUCGUCCGUGGUUUCAUCCCGACUUAUCUCCCGGCGUUGCUCUUUCGAUUCCAUCUUCUGACUUAUGUGCUCUAUCUGACACUGGUGUCGGUGGAGGAAACUUUCGCCUACAGUGGGUACUCGACCGUUCCGACGAAUUUCAUCCUCGGCGGCGUCGCCCGUCGCACGGAUACACAUUUGUUAAGUGAUGGCGAAGGUAAUUAUGGGCCCUGGGGGCUGGUGGACUGGGUCAUGGGCACGACUGUCGGUACGGACAUUAUUGAUGAUGUUGUUCUGGAAGCCGACAAGCAUGAUGUCCCGGCUAGAGUUGAGGGGGUCAAAGAUAAGGCGAAGAGGAAGGUUAAUGGUAGGAUCGCGGAUGCGAAACAUAACACCGAUGCGUCGGGUCCUAGGCGGAGGACGACGAGGAAUCAAAGUUCCAGUUAAAUCUGACAGGACGGCAAUGGGCAUCACAUACAGUACAUUGAAUGGCCCAGAGUCUUGCGCAGGAGAAGAAGGGUGGUACAGUUUGUUUGCAAUCAUGGUUAGCGGGCAGGACCACAACGUUCCAUCGGGAUAUAGUGUUGUGACGCGGCAUAUGAUGGUUGGCAUGGCUUGCAGUUUGACAUCAUGUGCUGGUGCGGGUUUAUUUGGUCUGGGAGCGUGUUUGGGAUCUUUUCGAGCGAAAUUGCUGCAGUGGUUGUUAGGACAUCUAGAUACCCAUCUUAGCAUGUUAGUUGAGCGUAAUGUUGAACAAGCAAUUCCAUGACAGUUGGUACAUAAGAGUGGCGACAGAUUCAAGAGCAUCCUCUUUGUCGCCGAGAUCUGUAGCAUGGUUAGAUGGGGAUGUCAUGGACCAUGUGCGCUUCAGGAAAUGGGCUGUGGUAACGCAAUCUGGGUCUAGAGUUUAGCAACAGCAUAGACGGGGGACACGAAAAGCCAGAUCGAAUGGACAAAAAAAGACCUCGAAGAGUA
This is a messenger RNA of Exophiala dermatitidis NIH/UT8656, 1902 nucleotides long. RefSeq names its product SulP family sulfate permease. Gene Ontology annotation, molecular function: C-4 methylsterol oxidase activity; iron ion binding. The record is from RefSeq and is a predicted model, not a curated record. NCBI's taxonomy places the organism in Eukaryota, Fungi, Ascomycota, Eurotiomycetes, Chaetothyriales, Herpotrichiellaceae. The coding region runs from base 169 to 1374 and encodes 401 amino acids. The transcript has a single exon. Gene Ontology annotation, biological process: ergosterol biosynthetic process.